AUGCUGCAGGGCAGGGGUUUCCACCGAGUGCUCGAGACACGAGUCCAGCUGGAGGUCCUUCCAGACGCUGAAGCAGCAGCUGCUGCUGCGGCAGACAGCAAGGGAGAAGCGGAACAGUGCCUCCUCUGGCUUGAGUAUCGUCUUCCGCAGGAAGUGUUUGCCGACCCAGACCAAACCCACGAGCUGGGGGCCCCACAUAACUACAGAAGAGGCAGUCCACGAUCCCCCGGCAGCCCCAUCUUGCUGCGGCCCACCACCCUCUUCAAGCCCUCCUGCCCUGGCAAGCCCUCAUCCGAGGCCAUCUGCAACCACGGCCCCGUCCUUGUCAAUGUGGAGCUGCCAAGCUAUUCUCCCCUGCUUGGUGUGCCUCCAGUUGUGCGGCAGGAGGUGUACGUACACUCCAAGAUGCUGAAGGCCUCCCCGGAUACACGCGAGGUGUCCGUGCAGCUGCCAGUACACCUCAGAUACGGUCCGCCUUGCAGCAGCAGCUGCAGCGGACUCCUGAAAUUUUCUCUGGCUGCUCCCGUUGUCGGGCUGGAGUGCUCAGGGCGCCCGCAGCAGCAGUUAACUGCAGCAGCAACAACAGGAGCAGCAGAGGAGGAGGGCCCCCUGGAAUUUGCCGUGCCUGUCGGCCAAAGAGCCGACUGGGCCCUCACGGUCGCGAGUAGUGGGGCCACGCUAGGGCUUGGGGUGUAUGCUGUUGUGUUCUCUUUGGCUAGCUAG
This is a messenger RNA of Eimeria necatrix, 723 nucleotides long. RefSeq lists its product as hypothetical. Bases 1 to 723 code for a protein of 240 amino acids. Gene Ontology annotation, biological process: GPI anchor biosynthetic process. The transcript has a single exon. NCBI's taxonomy places the organism in Eukaryota, Apicomplexa, Conoidasida, Eucoccidiorida, Eimeriidae. The record is from RefSeq and is a predicted model, not a curated record. Gene Ontology annotation, cellular component: endoplasmic reticulum membrane.